AAAAGGUCAUAAUUAGUAGUGACUAGUGAGAGCAUGCAAAGUUGCCAGGUUGCAGACAGCACACUUCUCCUUUAUUAGAACUCCACUAAUUCUCUCUGCAUCUUCAACCUCUCUCACUCUUCUUAUCUCCAUAACUACCGACCUUUUGAUUCAAUCCUUUACCUGCUAUAAAACUUUGGGCUCACUUUCUCGGUCUAAUCCAAAUCUGGUUAACCCAUUUUUUUUAUUUUUUGCGAUUUUGUGUGGGAGCGCCAUAAGUGCAUAGCCUUUGAUUUUUAUUUCUGGGAGACUGGGACGUCAAAAGGAAGGGCAAAGUUAGAAAAUGAAAGUGACCCACAAAGAUUCAGAGAAAAUUGUUUGGGAUCCGAUGAGAAGCCUGUCAGGGAACCCGCUUACAGUAUCCGGAGCACAGACCCGGACCCUGCCGAAGCUCAUGGCGUGGCUGAUUUUGGUAGUUUCAGCGACUUAUGUUGUUUACACUCUCAAGCUCGUCUCCACUUCCCGCGCCUGUAACCACGAGGCAUUCCCCGUCCACCCCCGCCUCUCCGCUCUUAUCUCCACUAACGAUUCCGUUCAAUUGGCCCAAAAUCGGACGGGAAUCGAACACAUCGUGUUCGGAAUAGCAGCUUCGGCGAAGCUAUGGGACCAGAGGAAGGACUACAUCAAGCUCUGGUACAAACCCGAGCAAAUGCGAGGCGCUGUUUGGCUCGACAACAAGGUAAAUACCGGAAACGACGACGACCGAUUAUUACCCCCAAUAAAGAUCUCGAGCAACACGUCGCAGUUCCCCUACACGAACCGGCGGGGCCACCGUUCCGCGAUCCGGAUCUCGCGGAUUGUGUCGGAGACGCUCGGUUUGGAGCUCAAAAACGUUAGGUGGUUCGUGAUGGGGGACGACGACACCGUCUUUAUCACGGAAAAUCUAGUGACGGUAAUGAAUAAAUACGACCACAAUCAAUAUCAUUAUAUCGGGUCUCAAUCGGAGAGUCACUUGCAGAACAUUUACUUCUCGUACAGUAUGGCCUAUGGCGGUGGAGGUUUCGCGAUUAGCUAUCCAUUAGCGAAGGCUCUGUACAAGAUGCAGGACAAUUGCAUUCGGAGGUACCCGGGAUUGUACGGAUCCGAUGACCGAAUACAAGCUUGUAUGGCCGAACUCGGUGUCCCACUCACUAAGGAAGUCGGCUUCCACCAGUUCGAUGUGCAUGGGAACCUGUUUGGACUCCUAGCCGCACAUCCUGUUGCACCAUUUGUGUCUCUUCAUCACCUUGACGUAGUUGAUUCCAUCUUUCCCAAUGUGACUCGGGUUCAAGCUCUUCAGAGACUGAUGAUCCCUAUGAAAUUGGACUCGGCAGGUCUUAUGCAACAAUCCAUUUGCUAUGACAAAACUAAGACCUGGACCAUCUCUGUUUCGUGGGGCUUCGCUGUCCAAAUUUUCAGAGGAGUCUUUUCACCGCGUGAGAUAGAAAUGCCUUCAAGAACCUUUUUGAAUUGGUACAAAAGAGCAGAUUACACAGCAUACGCAUUCAACACUAGACCAGUCAGCCGAAACCCGUGCCAAAAGCCUUUCGUAUUUUACAUGACAAAUGCUAAACUCGACAAUUCAUUGGACCAAACAGUGAGUGAGUACAUUAGGCACCGCGUUCCUUACCCGAGUUGCAAAUGGAAGAUGCCUGAUCCUGCGAUGAUUGACACGGUGGUGGUUUACAAGAAACCGGAUCCACAUCUUUGGGAUAGAUCUCCUAGAAGAAACUGUUGCAGGGUUAAGGAGUCAAGUAAGAAAGGAAGGAUGGUGGUGAAUGUGGGUGUCUGUAGGGAAGGUGAGAUCAGUGAAGUAUAGGAUAUUAUUUCAUUAGGGACUUAAGAGCAGCUUCUUCCUGUUGUCCUCCUCUCCCUCCUUAGCAUCUAUCAUUUGUUUAAUUUAUUUGUGAUCAGGUAAUAUCCAAUUUUGUAAUUUUUAUUUCAGAGUAGAGUGACAGUAACAUAAUUAUUGGACAGGAACAAGUUGCUAAAUCCACGGAACUUUUGAAUUU
Messenger RNA from Tripterygium wilfordii, 2030 nucleotides. RefSeq lists its product as uncharacterized. The coding region runs from base 323 to 1837 and encodes 504 amino acids. Gene Ontology annotation, molecular function: acetylglucosaminyltransferase activity. The record is from RefSeq and is a predicted model, not a curated record. Lineage: Eukaryota; Viridiplantae; Streptophyta; Magnoliopsida; Celastrales; Celastraceae. The transcript has 3 exons.